Molecule: messenger RNA, 1360 nt
Organism: Oryzias latipes (Japanese medaka)
Lineage: Eukaryota; Metazoa; Chordata; Actinopteri; Beloniformes; Adrianichthyidae
Gene: nit2
Product: nitrilase family, member 2
Biological process (GO): oxaloacetate metabolic process; L-glutamine metabolic process
Cellular component (GO): mitochondrion
Molecular function (GO): omega-amidase activity
Source: RefSeq, a predicted model, not a curated record
AAGCUAAGGAGCUUCUAAUGUUAACCAAACAAUCACCUCUCUCUGGAACACACUGUUUGAUUUCUCAGGAAUGUGUAAACUAGCGUGCAGUCGUCAUAAAGCGGGAUCAACAUUUGAAUCUGACUUUUAUUUUGAAAGCCAAGCGGGUCUCCGGAAGCGCUUGCCCACAGUCUGUCUUUUAGAGGAGGUAAACACUGACUCCACGUCCAUAUGACCGCUGCAGCUAGAAUCAUGUCCAAGUUUCGUCUGGCCGUGGUCCAGCUGCAGGUGACGAGCGUCAAGGCAGACAACCUGAGCAGAGCCCGGAGGCUGGUGCUGCAGGCUGCGGGGCAGGGCAGCAAGGUGGUGCUGCUGCCGGAAUGCUUCAACUCGCCAUAUGGAACCAGCUUUUUCUCCGAUUAUGCAGAGAAGAUCCCUGGAGAGUCCACCCAGAUGCUGUCGGAGGCAGCUAAAGAGAAUCAGGUGUAUUUAGUUGGAGGGUCCAUCCCUGAAGAGGACGGGGGGAAGCUGUAUAACACCUGUGCCGUGUUUGGGCCAGGAGGAGAGAUGAUUCUGAAGCACAGAAAGAUUCACCUGUUUGACAUCAACGUUCCGGGAAAAAUCUGCUUUCAGGAGUCUGAGACUCUGAGCCCUGGCAACAGUUUGUCCACGUUUGACACACCUUUUUGCAAAGUGGGGGUGGGGAUCUGCUAUGACAUGAGGUUUGCAGAGCUCGCUCAGGUCUACAGCAGAGAAGGCUGUCAGCUGCUGGUUUAUCCAGGAGCUUUCAACAUGACGACUGGUCCGGCCCACUGGGAACUUCUGCAGAGGGGGAGGGCCGUGGAUAACCAGGUGUACGUUGCGACAGCUUCACCCGCCAGAGACGAAGCGGCGUCUUAUGUGGCCUGGGGUCACAGCACUGUUGUAAACCCGUGGGGGGAGGUCAUCUCCAAAGCGGGAGCGGAGGAAACUGUCAUCUAUGCAGAUAUCGAUCUGCAGUAUUUGAGUGACAUCCGGCGGCAGAUCCCGAUCACGGCCCAGCGGCGGGACGACCUCUACUCUGUGACAUCUGUGCAGGAGGCAUCGGGCUGAUCCUGCUGCUCAAGCGUGCUUCAGCUUCACCAGGGUUUAAAUCAAAGCUGAUUCUGAUCUGGAAACGGGAUGAGCUGAUCCAGUUUAACGCCGGAUCUGAGUGAAGUUACUCUGUUUUGUGCUCAGCAGCUCUCACUGAUUAUUCAAGAAGUGUUACCACUUUAAUGAGAAGCUUCAUAAGCUCCUGAAGAAUCCGAAACCUUUUUUUGAAAGUAACUGUUUAUAAAACUGAUUUUAAAAUGUGUAAUUUACAAUAAAAAGCAGAAGGUUAAUCUUCUUAAAUAACUGA